GCCUCUUUGAAGAUGUUCGGUCGGUUGUGCCCGCUCUCUCCGCUAGGGGGCGCCCCUCCCAGACCAAAAUAGACCGAGAUGCGCUUCACAGAAACUCUCGGCUCACUUUCCAGAGUGAAGUCGCUGGAGAGGAUCUGGCACUGAUUUCUCUCCCUGUCUUUCACUUCAGUAGUCAGAGAGGAUGAAUGUGGAGGAUGAAUGAAGGACAGGCGGUUUUGAAAGAGUAGUGCAUCCCCAGGAAAAGGAGGAGGAAUAAGAGAAUAAGAGGAGGCAGAGUAAACCAGAGGACGAUGAGGACCUCUCUUCCCCUGCUGGUCCUGCUGAUGCGCUGCUGCGAGUCUCUGCGCUUCGUGUGUCCGGAGAUCUGCCGCUGCUCCAUGAAGACCAUCAGCUGCACCAGAGCGACCGAGGCGAGAACAGCCAGACAGCACAGACUUGUUCUGAACUACAUCCACUUGAAGAGCAUUCUCAGUCUCAGCUUUGACGGACUGAAGGGUGUGAAGAGAAUAGAAAUUGCUCAGAGCGUCACUCUGGAGAGCAUUGAGACUCAAGCCUUCAACAACCUCCUCAACCUCUCAGAGAUAUCGAUCCAGAACACGCGGAGCCUGGUUCACAUCGGCCAGCGGGCCUUCAGUAACCUUCCCAAGCUGAGAUAUCUGAGCAUCUCCAACACUGGCAUAGCUGCGUUCCCUGACCUGACGUCCAUCUCGUCUCUCGAAGCUUCGUUCAUGCUUGAUAUCUGUGACAACCUCCACUUGCGGUCAGUCCCACCGAAUGCCUUCAGUGGAAUGACAAGUGAAGACACCACAAUGAACCUUUAUAACAACGGCUUCAGAGAAAUACAAAGCCAUGCCUUCAACGGGACAAAAAUAGACAUACUAAUAUUGAAGAACAACCGAAACCUGCAAAUAAUCCACAGAGAGGCCUUUAGAGGAGCUGCUGGCCCUACUGUACUAGACGUGUCCUCCACAGCUCUGGAGACGUUGCCCUCUGUCGGAAUGCAGUCAGUUCAGAAGCUGGUGGCUCGCUCGGCGUUCUCGUUGAAGAGGCUGCCUCCCCUGAAGAGCCUGGAGAACCUGAGGGAAGCUCAGCUCACCUACCCCAGCCACUGCUGCGCUCUGCUCAGCUGGGACGCCCACAGGGAAGCUCCAUCUUCAGCACUGAGAAACGGAUCUUCAUACUGUGAAGAGCAGAGUCUGUCAACUACAAAUGCAGGUGAUUCCAUAACGGUGGAAGAUCCCUUUUCCUCUGACACGUCAGGACGUUUCGGCUUUGUAGACUUCGAGUACCCAGAACUGGACUCCUGCCAGACGAAGCCAGUCCUUCACUGCAGCCCAGAGGCAGACGCCUUCAACCCCUGUGAGGACAUUGCUGGGUUUGGGUUCCUGCGGGUGGCCAUCUGGUUCAUCAACAUCUUGGCUAUCGCCGGCAACCUAACGGUUCUUCUCGUGUUCUUUGCUGGCCGCUGCAAGCUGACCGUCCCUCGAUUCCUCAUGUGUCACCUGGCUUUUGCCGACUUCUGCAUCGGCGUGUACCUCCUCAUGAUCGCCACCGUAGACCUGCGGACACGUGGCCACUACAGCCAGCACGCCAUAGAGUGGCAGACGGGAGUGGGCUGCGGCGUCGCCGGCUUCCUCUCCGUCUUUGGUGGCGAACUGUCUGUCUACACGCUGUCUACCAUCACUGUGGAACGCUGGCACACGAUCACCCAUGCUCUGCGGCUGGAACGUCGGCUCGGUCUGCGCCAAGCUGCUGCCAUCAUGGCUGCAGGUUGGCUGCUGUGUCUGGUCAUGGCCGUGCUCCCCCUAGUGGGCGUCAGCAGCUACAGCAAGGUCAGUAUGUGUCUGCCUAUGGACAUCGAGACCAUCGUGGCCCAGGCCUACGUCAUCCUCCUGUUGCUCUUCAAUGUGGGGGCCUUCCUGGUGAUCUGCGGGUGCUACGUGAGGAUCUACACUGCCGUGCACCACCCUGAGGUGCCUGGGCGGGCCGCUGACACCAAGAUCGCCAAGCGCAUGGCCGUGCUCAUCUUCACCGACUUCCUCUGCAUGGCACCCAUCUCCUUCUUCGCCAUCUCCGCCGCCUUCAAAGUGCCCCUCAUCACCGUCACCAACUCCAAGAUCCUCCUGGUGCUCUUCUAUCCCAUCAACUCCUGUGCCAACCCUUUCCUCUAUGCCAUCUUCACCAAGGCCUUCAGGAAGGAUGCCUGCCUGGUGCUGAGCUCCAUGGGCUGCUGCGAGAGCAAAGCCAACAUGUACCGCAUUAAGAUGGCGUACUAUUCGGAGAACGCCGGGAAAAGCAAGAGCAGUUCAGGCAGCAAGGAUCCACGCACCGCUGCAUGGUGGUCCUCAUGUCCUCACCAGAAACCAGAGGGCAGCUGA
Colossoma macropomum (tambaqui) is the source of this 2378-nucleotide messenger RNA. RefSeq names its product luteinizing hormone/choriogonadotropin receptor (gene lhcgr). Gene Ontology annotation, molecular function: luteinizing hormone receptor activity. The record is from RefSeq and is a predicted model, not a curated record. Lineage: Eukaryota; Metazoa; Chordata; Actinopteri; Characiformes; Serrasalmidae. Gene Ontology annotation, cellular component: membrane. The transcript is spliced from 11 exons. Bases 291 to 2378 code for a protein of 695 amino acids. Gene Ontology annotation, biological process: ovulation cycle process; ovarian follicle development; male gonad development.